UGAGGAGAUAUUGUGUAGGAAUAUCCCUGGCAGAUUUACGUCCUAUUCGGUAAAGGGUUUGAAUGCUUGGGGAUUGUAGCGCUCCCCCGAACUCCAGCUGCUGAGCAAACUAGAUUUUAUUUUUGUCUGAAACAAUACAAAUAGGCUCAUAGGUCGCGAAUUUAAAAUUGGCGAGCUCUGCGGUCAUUUGUUUCUUUCUAUGAUGGUUAAGCAGAAAUUUAUCUCCAUUUCUAACUAAACGUCGGACUUGUAUUUAUUUUUAGAGUGGAGUUAUAUUUUAUGUAUAUGAUUCUGUGACCUGAAUAUAAAUUUCGAUCAAAAAUAGACUUGAAUGAAUUCAUUCUACUGAUGACAAUGGCAGGCAUGUAGCUCUAAAUCUAGUCUUGUCAGAAAAUGCGAGUAGUAAAAACUUUGAGUGGGUAUGCUUGUUGAACUAGAUUAGUAAAUCUGGCCACAAUGCACCUGUGUGAAAUAAGCCCUACAGCUUACAGUGCACUUAAUCGUAUAAAAUUUGAUUUUUCUUGAGUCUAAUUGUCUCAAGUGCUAGCAGCCUGCUAUUAAUUCCAUUUUUAAAUGUGUAAGCCUAGCACUCGAAAAAUAUUUAUAACGUUUUCUCAUUGAUAGGGGGUGCCAGAUUAAGACUAGGCCUCACUGUAGAUUGAUAAUUCAAAACUGGUAUUCAACCCUAAGUUUUUUAAGCGUGCGCGAAUCGAAUGCAAUGAAUUAACUCUUUUGCUCAAACAAAUUUAUAUAGUGCCGCAACUUCCUGUGUCUAUAUUUUUGUUGUGCGGUUGUAAUUACAACACUGAGGCAGUUACGUUAUUAUCAGAGGAGCCGUAUGUCGCUCACACCUCUGACGUCGGCAGGCAGCUGGUGUUGCUUGUGACUAGCAUUGGCCGUCGUGUGCAGCUCCACACGCCAAAACUCGAUGCUUCCGAAACUUUCAUAUAAACUUAGCGAAAUGUGUGACCGAAUUUAUUUUUUUUAACCCACUUACAAUGUGGGGAAGGAGUAUUUCGGUACUCCUUCGGCAUGGGAAUAGGCUUCAGUUUAGUAUAGGACCUCCAAUGAACUUAAUAAUCCACAGAUGUAGGCGUCAGUUCAGCGAAGAUCGUCACUGAUCUGACGAAGGCGUGGAUGUAGGCGUCAGUUCAGCAAGGAUUCGUCUCUGAUCUGGCUAAGGUGUGGGUGUAGUCGUCAGUUCUGCAGAGAUUCGUCUCUGAUCUGACGAAGGCGUGGAUGUAGGCGUCAGUACAGCGAAGAUUCGUCUCUGAUCUGACGAAGGCGUGGAUGUAGGCGUCAGUUCAGCGAAGAUUCGUCUCUGAUCUGACGAAGGCGUGGAUGUAGGCAUCAGUUCAGCGAAGAUUCGUCUCUGAUCUGACGAAGGCGUGGAUGUAGGCGUCAGUCCAGCAGCAUGCCUCUCAAGCCGGAGUACAGCUGGAGGCAGACGUCGGAUAAAAUCUUGCUCGACCUUUUUCUGCAUCGCUCCAGCACUCGCAACCUCAGCGUCGAUGUCACGUCCAGGUAUCUCAAGGCGACCUACCCGCCCUACCACCUCGAGGUGUUCCUGCUGCACUCCAUCGACGUCGGCGCCUCCGUCGCUAGAGCCGCUGCUGGGCGCCUCCAUAUCCUCCUGGCCAAGGCAGAACCUGGAGACUGGGAGUGUCUGCAGCGCAGCGUUGAACGCACUGCAGCCGCCGCUGAGCGCCAGGCUGCACAGCAGGAGCUGCAGACCCUGCUGCUGCAGAGACACAGCCAAGCUAAAGCUGCGAAGGCGAGCGGCGAGAGGCGGUCAGUGUCGCACCAGCUGCGGUUGGAUGAGGACCUGCGGGCCGAGCGGCAGGAGAUGAGACAGAACCUAAUCCGAGAUUUCUUCUCUCAGACUGACACCGGCAAAAGUGAAGGCAACUCACCGAUAGACACACCCGCUCCGGACGACGGCCAGCAGCAUGAGAUAAACUCGGCAGGCGAUGAGAAUUGUCGACAGUUGAGUUCGGACUUGCUGAGAUCGAGCGUCGAGUGCAGCUCGAACAGCAGUGCUGGGGUGGCGAACAGCAGUGCUGGGGUGGCGCAAAGCAGUGCUGGGGUGGCGCUCAGCCCAGCUAGGGAGGCUGGACAGAGCGGCUGCCGUGGCCGACGUGUCAGCGAAGAUCGCGAGUACGAUGGGGACGAAGAAGACCACGACACUUCCGACGACAACGCGCUGCCCCAGUUGGUGAGUGAGGUGAGUCUGCGCGGUGGACCUCGCAAGGCCAGACGACAGAGACGGGGGGUGGGGGCUGCCAUGCGGUCCCCCGAGGAUCUGCUACCUCGUGACAUCUCGGCAGAGCAGCUGUCCGACAACCCUGUGCCUGAGCUGCCAAACCCUCAGAGACCGACGUCUAAAAAGGGUCGCAGUGGUAACAAUAAAAACGACGUUGGCGUGCGGCCUACCCGACACGUAACUGUGAGCUACACCGCACGUCCUGACCGAGUUCCUGCCCGACGCUCGCGCGACGCUCACCUCGACUCGCAUGACGCCCACCGGGACUCUCCUGACGACGAGGUUCACGGCGCUGACGCUGCGCAGCGCAUCAUCGCCAAAGCCAAUGCGCUAUUCACGAGUGGUGAGUACGCCGAGUGUGCGGCGGAAUACACCUCACUGCUGGAGACGUGCGGCGACAGCGUGAGGGCUUACAGUAAUAGAGCUGCCGCACACCUUGCCGCUGGCAGCCCUGAACUUGCUCUCCAGGACGCCAACAAGGCGCUGUCGCUCCUUGGCCCUUCAUCGGACACCGCAACCAGGCAGUCGCGGCUGCUGUGCCUGAGCCGGAGAGGCGCUGCCCUCGCCGCCCGAGGGCACCUCAAUGAGGCCCUUAAUGAUUAUGAGGCCGCGCUCACCAUCCAGCCUGACCACCCUGGCCUUAAGAGAGACCGGGCCAACAUCCUCAGGGCCCUAGAGACUUCUGAAGGCAGUAGCGUUCUUGAAACUGAAGAGGAAGAAACUAACGAUUUUUCGACUGCCUUUCCUUGAAGCAAACUAGUCUAUUUUAUAGUAAAGCAACAUGGGCUACUAGGAUCGGCAAGAAACUCGAGAGGAUGGAGUUUCUUGCUGCUAGUAUUGAUCUGUUUAACAACUUUGUGUAAUACCAACAAUGCUACUUACAGUGACAUUGAUAGAACUUGAUCACUUGUGAAUAGGAAGAAGAAACUGGAUUUUUUUAUUAAACAGGUUCCAAUGUGUCAUUCAUUUAUAUUAAUUUGCUUCCGCGCGCCAUUAAUUGGAAUUGGAGAAGUCCUAGGCUCCUAGCCCAAAUUAUUAAGAUUAUUUACUGCGGUUCUUGGCGAUUCAGUCUACCUAAACUAAUGCAUCAUAGGCACGAAAAGAUUUCACUAUGAAAUUUUUAUUGUAAAUUAAAAUCUGAUAUCUCCGUACUUCGCAUUAAUAUGGUACUUAUUUGUUAUAUUUUGAACUGCAUAUGACUCGUCAUGUAACUUGUGCUUGAGUCAGUUUUCCAGGCUGCAGCUAUUGCUUAUGUUAGUUUUAUAAUUUAUUUUGAAGUGUGUGCGAUAACCCUUAGUGUAUAGAGGGCCUAGAAUAUAAAUUUAAGUAUGACAUUGAAAUGCAAUGAACGUAUCCGUCCUGUAGAGUGAGUGAGCUUGAAUGUCUAUCAAUAGGAUCAACACCUAAACACAUUUUUUUCGGGAUUUUCACCCGCCUUUCUUCGGUCCAGCAACAAUGGCAUGAAUGAAUGCAAGAACGGGUGCUACAAGUAUCCGGUAAUCUUAGUUUUGCUCUUCCGCUUUCCUAGUUCUCAACUAAAUCUAAGUAAUUAGUUCACCUAGUUUUCAAAGAGUGCGGCUCAUCUCAGGUGUUCAGCGUUGUCAGCCUGACUAACAAUAAAUUUUAUGUUGAAUAGCGGCGGUAAGAAUUAUGGCGAGUACGAUUAGUUGAUAUUAGUAUUUAGUAGGCCAUUUGUGUUCAUAAAGGUUUCAUUUUACAGAGUUGUGUCCUGACACGUAUGUGCCAGGCUUGAAAUAAUUAAGGGCGAAUCUUGUUCAAUUCAUCCAAUUGGAUAAACUAUUUCAUAAACAUUCACAGCUUCUUUGUCGACGUCAUUUUUAUUCGUAUGUAGAGCUUUAGUGUCUUGCAACAGAGAUCUACGUUCUUCAUUAAAUGCCAAGUGCUGUACAAUUUCAGUUUUUCGUCUAUUGUGAAAAAAUUGUAAUGCUUAACUUUAUUUACGGCACUAAUAAUUCAAGUGAUGCAGUGAGCUUGUAUUUAUUAUCUAAAUAUCAAUUCAAUAAAUUUGCCUGAUGAAUAAAAUUCAA
Molecule: messenger RNA, 4311 nt
Organism: Hyalella azteca
Lineage: Eukaryota; Metazoa; Arthropoda; Malacostraca; Amphipoda; Hyalellidae
Exons: 10
Coding region: 1415-3013 (532 amino acids)
Biological process (GO): cilium movement; outer dynein arm assembly; inner dynein arm assembly
Molecular function (GO): protein binding
Source: RefSeq, a predicted model, not a curated record